GUUAAGUGGGUUCCAAGUGAAUUUCAUUGUUUUAUGUGUAAUAAGAAUUACACAUAAAACAGUAAGUUAGUUUUUUAUUUUUUAACACCCUUAGUGUUUUUUAAAAGUUUUUUGAGGCACACACGAUGUCAAUAGCAAAAGAAAACCCAGAUAUGUUCAAAAGCGGUGCGUUUCUUACUCCAGUAAAUACGUUUUAUUUUUUGUUGGUGACUUUGGCCACUUUAUAUUAUGUGUACUGGAAAAUCUCGAGAAGGCGCAUGCUUCAAUUAGCUGAAAAAAUUCCCGGACCCAGGGGACUGCCGCUGGUGGGGAAUGCCUUGGAGUUCAUUGGAUCACCAUAUGAGAUCUUUACGAGAAUUAGCGAUAAAGCAACGGAAUUCGGCCGAAUAGUAAAACUGUGGAUAGGACCCAGACUUCUUAUCUUUAUAACGGAUCCCAACGAUGUUGAAUUGAUUCUUAGCAGCCAUGUCCAUAUUGACAAAUCUCCAGAAUACCGUUUCUUUAAGCCUUGGUUGGGAGAGGGCCUGUUAAUAUCAACUGGUCAAAAAUGGAGAGCCCAUAGAAAACUUAUUGCUCCAACUUUUCACUUAAACGUUUUAAAAUCAUUUAUCGACCUGUUUAAUAAAAAUAGUUUGGAAACUGUAAAAAAGUUAAAAAAAGAAAUCGGAAAGGAAUUUGAUUGCCAUGACUAUAUGUCGGAGGCUACCGUAGAAAUUUUAUUGGAGACGGCAAUGGGUGUAAGCAAAAACACACAAGACCAAAGCGGCUUCGAUUACGCAAUGGCCGUAAUGAAACUGUGUGAUAUCCUACACAUUCGGCAGACCAAAAUUUGGCUCUAUUCAGAUUAUAUUUUUAAUUUAACUAAAAUCAGUAAAUACCAAAAAAGUCUUAUUAAAGUUAUUCAUAGUUUAACACGCAAGGUUGUCAAAGAAAAGAAAGCGCACUUCUUGCAAGGUAUCCGCGGAUCCACUGCCGAGGUGCCGGAAGAACUUAAAUCACAUAAAUCACAUGAAAAAAGUGACAACACUAAAACUUUAACACUUGAAGGGACGUCCUAUGGUCAGUCGGCUGGUCUUAAGGAUGAUUUAGAUGUAGACGAUGAUGUGGGUGAGAAGAAACGCAUGGCUUUCUUAGAUUUGCUCAUUGAAUCAUCGCAAAAUGGCGUCGUUAUUAAUGACGAAGAAAUCAAAGAACAAGUUGAUACUAUUAUGUUUGAGGGUCAUGAUACUACCGCAGCUGGAUCGAGCUUUUUCUUAUGUCAAAUGGCAGCUCAUCCUGAUAUUCAAGAAAAAGUUUACCAGGAACUGAACGAGAUUUUCCAGGGAUCGUAUAGACCUGCUACUUUUGGUGAUACGUUAGAAAUGAAGUACUUAGAAAGAUGUCUAUUGGAAACUUUAAGGCUUUUUCCACCAGUACCUGUGAUUGCUCGUCAGUUGCAAAAAGAGGUUCGGUUGGCCUCUGAACCAAAUCUGACAUUACCCGCUGGUGCUACAAUUAUUGUGGCUCAAUUUGGAACUCAUCGUCUGGAAGAGUACUAUCCUGAUCCAUUAACUUUUAAUCCCGAUAACUUUUUGCCAGAAAAGGCAGCCAAUAGACAUUAUUAUGCUUUUAUUCCAUUUAGUGCUGGACCUAGGAGUUGUGUGGGUCGCAAAUAUGCCAUGUUGAAACUAAAAAUCCUCCUGUCAACAAUACUGAGAAACUACAAAAUACUGUCAGACCUGAAAGAGGAAGACUAUAAGCUACAAGGGGAUAUAAUUCUUAAGAGAGCAGAUGGAUUCAAGAUAAAACUGGAACCAAGAAAAACGGAAGCUGCCAGUACUUAAAUUUAUAUAAUUUUUAAAGAAUUAUAAAUUUUGUAUUUUUAAUUUAUAAAUAACUAAUUUGUAAAUCUUUAAUAAAAUAAUAAUUUUAAGUUAA
Molecule: messenger RNA, 1917 nt
Organism: Anthonomus grandis grandis
Lineage: Eukaryota; Metazoa; Arthropoda; Insecta; Coleoptera; Curculionidae
Product: cytochrome P450 4g15-like
Exons: 7
Coding region: 126-1823 (565 amino acids)
Molecular function (GO): oxidoreductase activity, acting on paired donors, with incorporation or reduction of molecular oxygen; heme binding; monooxygenase activity
Source: RefSeq, a predicted model, not a curated record